Messenger RNA from Besnoitia besnoiti, 1152 nucleotides. RefSeq lists its product as uncharacterized. The transcript has 5 exons. Lineage: Eukaryota; Apicomplexa; Conoidasida; Eucoccidiorida; Sarcocystidae. Bases 1 to 1152 code for a protein of 383 amino acids. The record is from RefSeq and is a predicted model, not a curated record.
AUGGCGGCACUUCUGAGGGCAGAAUACGAGCAUCUCCUCGCUAGUCUGAGUGAAAAACUGGAUAUCGCCAAAGCUCGAGGCCUCGUCCAUGGAUCCAUCUCUAUCCGGCUUGCAAACACCUACGAUCCUGUUUUCUUGGACUUUCUCGGCAAGGGGAAGACUCUGAUAAGGGAAAGUCUUCGCGAGAUGGCUCCACCCCCUGGAGUCGCAGAGAGAGAUCGUCUCGUGUGUGCCGCUGUAAAAGCUGCAGUCGUUGACGACGUGAACCUAGCAAGAGUGUUCCAAGUCCUUCGUAUUGAGGAACUUCUAGAAAAUUGCUUUGAAGACCUAACAAUCACAAUGAGCGCCGCUGUGGUGUGUGCAAUACUUGGGGAACUAAAAGCGGUUGCAGAGCAACUUGAGGCCGACGAGGAAGAUGACCGACUGCGGGAAUUCAAUAGGCAGACGGUCUGCUUUAUUCACGCCACCAUUUCCACAUUGACCAACUUCAUUAUCGAGUCGGGGCGCGAUCGAUUCACGUACAUGAAAGAGACAACAGUGUCUUCAGCCUCUGUGCCGCCGAGAGUGGUGAUUUGCCGUCCUCCGGGAACUCGCUUGGCGGAUAUCAACAAGGCCCUGCAAUGUGCAGCGAAUCCAUACGAGCUGAACACCCUCUUUGCCGAGGAGUUGACCUAUGUGCCGGUAACAGAGGCGCAGCAAUCCGGUGUGCCAGCUUUUCAAAGCGGCGACAGAGUGCUAGAAUUGUUGUUGCGCUUCGGCUCGGUCUUAGGCAUUAUUGGGCGUCUUCAGCGGCUGUACUCAAGAUACUGGCAACAGUCGGAGCAGCUGAUCAAGUGGUCCUUUUGCAGACAGGCGCCGAGGCUCCACCGGAUGCGGCAGCUGGCUGUCACCGAAGUGAUGUACGCUCUCAGUCGAUUGCUAGACAGCGCAGACAAGACAAGCAGGGCAAGGGCAGCAUUAUCACAGGAGCUUCUUUCUAUGCACAAAGGUAUUCUGAAAACUAUCGUGGAUGGACUCCUCACUUCAGGGCUGACGGCGUGGUGCUACGAACGAGAAGAACAAAGGAUUACCAUCUCCACGAAAGGCGUCAGUGGGCCUUCCAAGCAGACUGCAAUCAAUGAUUUUCUGUGUAUCAAACUAUCGCGGGAGUAA